GUUUAUACGCUGCUUUCUCGUCAAAAUGAGAGGCUCGUUAUCUUUGCUCUCACUAAUUCUUUCCUGCAUGAGCUGGAUCACGCAUGUGAGCGCGAUCGAGACUCGCCAGAACGAUGGAUUGUCGACCUGCGUGGUACGCAUCGCAUCGGAAGUACAUCACAUGUGGGAAAUGAAUUGACACGUCUGCAGCAAAGAUGCCACGACGUUAUACUGCCAGUGUAUAACUGUGCUUCAGACACAGACCUAUGCUUUUGUGUUUCCAAUGGCCUGCAAGACAUGCUCGAUGUAUGCGUCGCAAGCAAUUGCACGAUCGCUGAGCAUCUGGGUAUUUCAUAUCCUGAUCAUAGCUUUGAAACUUGCUAACGUGCGUAGAAUCGCAAGCUUUCAACGCGAAAACUUGCGAUACCUCGCAAAGUAACCAUUCUGUCGCGAUCAAGAUCUUGUCAUGGACAUCGUUCGGGGUCGCGACAGCCUUCGUCUUGGGCCGAUCAGUCUCACGUAUGAUGAGCAAAAGCAGAUUCCGUGUCGACGACUGGAUGGUGUUCUCCUGCUAUGCUGCUCUUGUUGGCUCAACAAUAUGCAUUCAUCUUGCCAUAGCCAAUGGGCUCGGUGCAGAGAGCUAUCUGUUCAGCAUCGAUCAGCUGAAUGAGUUCGCCAAGCUGUUCUACGCCUUCACAUUACUGGAACACUUCAUUUUGUUCGGCACGAAAGUCACUUUGGUCUUACUCUACCUCCGGAUUCUUCCCUCGCCUGCUGUCAGCACCGCGUAUCGAUCACUGUGUUGGGCAUUUAUUGGCCUACUCAGCUUGACAUUCGUCGCCACCGAAUUGGCGACAGUCCUCCAAUGCACCCCGGUCGCCUCGAUCUGGAAUUCUGUCUACGGAAAACAAGGUCAAUGCCUCAACAUCGCAACCCUGCAACGAGCGUCGAGCGCUUUAGAACUGAUCUACAGCGUCGCCCUCCUCUUCCUCCCGGUCCCGCCUCUCCUCGCAGCAAAGCUGUCCAAGGCCCAGAACCUCAGACUCAUCUGCAUCUACACUACCGGGCUGGCUGUCAUUAUCUGUACCUUAGGUCGCACAAUCGUCUCUCCAACGACACCGACAAGCUCUUCUGUACCAGCCACGCUCACAUCCUCACUCAUUCAACCAACAAGCUGGACAAUCCUCCAAGUCAACCUCAGCAUAAUCCUCAUCUGCCUCCCCCCUCUCUCCAAUCUCCUCACCUACAUUCCCCUCCGCCUCAAAAAAUCCACCAUCCUCCCCCACAACAACAACAACUCCGCAGAAGAAAUCCUCACCGAAGAAGACCGGAGACGUUCAGGUCUAACACAUCAACAACAACAAAUGCAAACCACAACACUAGAAAUCCCGAACAAAAGUUUCGGUGCUCACAGGGCUGCACGUCGUAAGGAAGACGAAGACAAGAUCAAUAAUGAGUCGCCGGGGUUGCAUGUUGGGGUGGGAGACUCGACUGUGACGUUUCAGCAUAGUAUCCCGAAAGAGACUACGAGGGAUAAAGUUGUGUAUAAGGAUGCGGAAGGGAGGAUGCAUGAGGUGGAGUUGAUUGAUCGGCCGGCUUUGGUGGUGGGAGAGGAGGGGAGUGCAGUGGAAGACGAGGGUUGGGGAGAGGGGAAGGCUAUAGAUGAGGGGGUGGUUAUGGAUGAGAAAUUAGGAGAUGAGGCGAUGGUGUGAAUGUGCUGAUCAGAACGAUGGUGUAUGAUAUGCUGAUGAUUGAUGACUUAUGCGAAUGCAUGUCUGAUAUUCGGGAUUGCAAAGCUUUAGAAACGCCGCUGUGUUGAGAG
Cercospora beticola is the source of this 1801-nucleotide messenger RNA. RefSeq lists its product as uncharacterized. The record is from RefSeq and is a predicted model, not a curated record. Lineage: Eukaryota; Fungi; Ascomycota; Dothideomycetes; Mycosphaerellales; Mycosphaerellaceae.